AUGGUCAGUGGUCACUCUGGGGUGGUCAGUGGCCAGUUUGGGGUGGUCAGGGGUCAUUUUGGGGUGGUCAGUGGCCACUUUGGGAUGGUCAGUGGCCACUUUGGGGAGGUCAGGGGUCACUUUGGGGAGGUCAGAGGUCACUUUGGGGUGGUCAGUGGCCACUCUGGGGAGGUCAGGGGUCACUCUGGGAUGGUCAGGGGUCACUUUGGGAUGGUCAGUGGCCACUUUGGGGAGGUCAGGGGUCACUUUGGGGUGGUCAGUGGCCACUUUGGGAUGGUCAGGGGUCACUUUGGGGUGGUCAGUGGCCACUCUGGGGUGGUCAGUGGUCACUCGGGGGUGGUCAGUGGCCACUUUGGGAGGUCAGUGGCCACUCUGGGGUGGUCAGUGGUCACUUUGGGGUGGUCAGUGGUCACUCUGGGGAGGUCAGGGGUCACUCUGGGGUGGUCAGUGGUCACUCUGGGGAGGUCAGUGGUCACUCUGAGGUGGUCAGUGGUCACUCUGGGAUGGUCAGGGGUCACUCUGGGGUGGUCAGUGGUCACUCGGGGGUGGUCAGUGGCCACUUUGGGAGGUCAGUGGCCACUCUGGGGUGGUCAGUGGCCACUUUGGGGAGGUCAGGGGUCAAUUUGGGGGGUCAGUGGCCACUUUGGGAUGGUCAGUGGCCACUUUAGGGAGAUCAGUGGUCACUUUGGGGUGGUCAGUGGUCACUCUGGGGUGGUCAGUGGCCACUUUGGGGUGGUCAGGGGUCACUUUGGGGAGGUCAGUGGCCACUUUGGGAUGGUCAGUGGCCACUUUGGGAUGGUCAUGGUCACUCUGGGGUGGUCAGUGGUCACUCUGGGAGGUCAGUGGUCACUUUGGGGAGGUCAGUGGUCACUCUGGGGUGGUCAGGGGUCACUCUGGGGUGGCCGUAAGUGA
Oenanthe melanoleuca is the source of this 912-nucleotide messenger RNA. RefSeq lists its product as uncharacterized. The record is from RefSeq and is a predicted model, not a curated record. NCBI's taxonomy places the organism in Eukaryota, Metazoa, Chordata, Aves, Passeriformes, Muscicapidae. The coding region runs from base 1 to 912 and encodes 303 amino acids. The transcript has 7 exons.